Messenger RNA from Cyprinus carpio (common carp), 3200 nucleotides. RefSeq names its product protein phosphatase 3, catalytic subunit, gamma isozyme, a (gene ppp3cca). The transcript has 14 exons. Lineage: Eukaryota; Metazoa; Chordata; Actinopteri; Cypriniformes; Cyprinidae. Gene Ontology annotation, cellular component: calcineurin complex; cytoplasm. The record is from RefSeq and is a predicted model, not a curated record. Gene Ontology annotation, biological process: calcineurin-mediated signaling. The coding region runs from base 769 to 2292 and encodes 507 amino acids. Gene Ontology annotation, molecular function: calmodulin-dependent protein phosphatase activity; calmodulin binding.
UACGUGCUGCGUCACGCCUACGCCAGCGCGUCGAGAGCCACAGCUCCGCCAUAUUGCAGGAAAUCCGUCUGAGGUUUAGAGAUUAGCGUUUAAUCUGAGGAGUUGGGAACGAGAGUGUGAUUGGAAGUUACUGCUAGCCAUAUGGUUAGCUCGAGUGGGUGGGUAGCUCGCGCAAUCGCUGUUCUCACACGAGAGGACAUAUGUUUAUGAAGACAAAUCGGCGCGUCUCGGCACGUUAUUAUUAUUAUGCCGAACUCUCUUAUGAGUGUCUAGCUAAACUGGCGAGUUGACAUUCUGACUCUGAAAAGUGGAAAAUCGGAUUAACGUUCAAGACUGCGCACCAAACCCUAAUCAUCUGUGUCGCUGGCUCCCGCUGCCACGAGCCCAAGAUAUCUGAAAGAGAAAGGCUGGUUGCUCGAUAGAUAGCUCAGUGUCAGCAGGAAAACACCAAGACCUGGCUCGAUUCGACUAGCUUGUAGAUCGGUGGUUGUGUUUCUGUCAGCGAGGGCAAGCGUUCGAGUCGGUGUGUCUGCUGCCGAUGAUAUUAUGCUGCCCUGUGACCCGUGUACCCAACUGUGUUUCAGUGUUGACUAAAUUAGCUGUGUUAGAGUGUUAAACCUGCCUGCUGGGCUGAAUUUGAACUGUUCUCGGACCCUUUGGAGUCGCUGGCCACUUUGCGAUUUCUUCUUUCUCGGACUGGCCCCAACAAACACGGAGGAUAUCUUUGCUUAUUUACUGGCUAAUAAAUCCUGACUGAACUGUGAGAAGAUGUCGACCAAAGAACCGAAAGAAAAGCUGUCGACCACUGACCGAAUUAUUAAAACAGUGCCACUGCCCCCUCACCAGUGGCUGACAGUGAAGGACCUGUUUGUGGAUGGUAAACCCAGUGCUGAGAUACUGAAGAACCAUUUGAUCAAAGAGGGACGUUUGGAGGAGGACGUUGCGCUGCGCAUCAUAAAUGAGGGUGCCAACAUCCUUAGGCAGGAGAAGUGCAUGCUAGAGGUGGAGGCACCAAUCACUGUAUGUGGUGACGUUCACGGACAGUUCUUCGACCUCAUGAAGCUCUUUGAAGUUGGUGGUUCCCCCGACAACACGCGCUAUCUCUUCCUGGGCGAUUAUGUGGACAGAGGAUACUUCAGUAUUGAGUGUGUGCUGUUUCUGUGGACACUGAAGAUCAACCACCCCAACACCCUCUUCCUCCUCAGAGGCAACCAUGAGUGUCGGCACCUCACAGAAUACUUCACCUUCAAACAGGAAUGUAAAAUAAAGUAUUCAGAGAGGGUUUAUGACGCAUGUAUGGAGGCCUUUGACUGCUUGCCUCUUGCAGCUCUUCUAAACCAGCAGUUCCUCUGUGUACAUGGUGGCCUCUCACCAGAAAUCAACUGCUUAGAUGACAUUAGGAAAUUAGACCGGUUUAAGGAGCCCCCGGCCUUUGGGCCUAUGUGUGAUUUGAUCUGGGCCGACCCGGGAGAGGACUAUGGCAGUGAGAAGACGGCAGAGCAUUUUAACCACAACUCAGUCAGAGGCUGCUCCUAUUUCUUCAGUUAUGCAGCAGUCUGUGACUUUCUGACAAACAAUAACCUGUUGUCAGUAAUUAGAGCACAUGAAGCACAGGACGCAGGGUACAGGAUGUACAGAAAAAGUCAGACAACAGGCUUCCCUUCAUUAAUUACCAUUUUCUCAGCACCAAAUUACCUAGAUGUGUAUAACAACAAAGCGGCUGUAUUGAAAUAUGAAAACAAUGUCAUGAACAUUAGGCAGUUCAACUGCUCUCCUCACCCGUACUGGUUACCCAACUUUAUGGAUGUGUUUACGUGGUCACUGCCUUUUGUGGGCGAGAAAGUGACUGAGAUGUUGGUGAAUGUCUUAAACAUCUGCUCUGAUGAUGAACUCAUGUCAGAGGGAGACGACUUAUGUGAAGGUGGAACUCCAGCUGUCCGUAAGGAGGUGAUCAGAAAUAAGAUCCGUGCCAUUAAAAAUGGCAGAGUGUUUCUGAUCCUCAGGGAAGAGAGCGAGAGUGUACUGACCCUCAAAGGGCUCACCCCAACCGGAACGCUACCUCUAGGAGUGUUGUCUGGAGGCAAGCAGACCUUACAGAAUGCAGCCAUAGAAGCAAAGGAGGGUCGAGCCAUCCAAGGCUUCUCUCCUACACGGAAAAUCCGCAACUUCGAAGAAGCUCGUGGCCUGGACCGAAUAAACGAACGGAUGCCGCCUCGGAAGGACGGCCAGCAACCUGACGGUACCACAGUUAACGCUGCCAACGAGAAAAACGGCACUGAUGGGAAUGUGUAAGGGGAGAUUUUGCACUCUUCCUCUGCUCCAUAGCAUUUUCUCUUUCUCUGCCACGUUCACCACAAGAUAAGACCCCUCAACUGCUGGAUCCUGCAGAGGAGGGCCUGAGAUGUGGAGAGGAACCAUUCCACAAGACAGAGAGAGAAAUCACUUACAACUAAGUACAAACAUGAGAUUUUAUUUAUUGAAUGAAAUGUAUUAGAUGUACUAGAUAGCAACAUUUUAAAGACGAGUGAACAUUUGAAAGUGUGCAAAAAAAAAAGGUAUACAGUCACAAUGUGUCAACCUUUAAACUUCAACUACAGUUUUGUAACUUGAGAACAGAGAUGUGGGUUCAAGAUGGUGUACAGAUCAGAAGAUCUAGUUAAUCCCAGUUUUAUAAUAUUUUAUGUUACAAUGUAUUUGGCAAGGGAUGGUUUGAAUAUACUGAUGUAUGUUAUCAAUAAAUGUCUGUAAGGGAUUUAUUAAGACAAAACAAACGUAAGGGAAAUAAGUUAUACUGAAAGCCUAUCGAAAAAUAUUUUAUAUAACUGUUUAAUAAUAUUCAGUUUCAAGUAAGAUUCAGAGUAAAUGAACAUAUUAACUGCUUUGGGUUCCACAUGUCAAUUUCUACAUGGAAAAACUAGCAUUUAUAUUCAUUUUUGUCAGAUUACAGCCAGAUGACACAUCACAUGUAAGUAGCCAUAACAUUAACCUUAAAUAGGAGUUGUUUGAUUCUACUUGCAUGAGUAAAAAAAGCGAAAACAAAGCAUGUCUUUUGAAAGCACUGUCACAAUCACAUCAUCAAACUUCUGCAUCUGUACUGGAAGAUAUUUUAGUCUCUUUAGAACUAUCAUUGGGCAAACUUUCAGACAAGACUUACUUUUCCUCAUUUCAUGUCUGCCACACUUAUCUUAUUGAUGUUUUUU